AUGUCUUAUGACCGGUAUGUGGCCAUCUGCCACCCCCUCCAUUACACUGUCAUCAUGAGCUGGAGAGUGUGCAUGGCCCUUGCUGUCACUUCCUGGUCCUUUGGAUUUAUCCUUUCUAUGGUACAUGCGAUUCUCCUGCUGAGGCUGCCCUUUUGUGGGCCCCAGGAAGUGAACCACCUCUUCUGUGAAAUCCUGGCUGUCCUCAAACUAGCCUGUGCUGACACUCUGCUCAACCAAGUGGUCAUCCUGGCAGCCUGUGUUUUUGUCCUAGUCGGGCCCCUCUCCUUAAUGCUUGUCUCCUAUGUGAACAUCCUCUGGGCCAUUUUGAAGAUCCAGUCUAAGGAGGGCCGCAUGAAGGCCUUCUCCACGUGUUCCUCCCACCUCUGUGUGGUCGGGCUCUUCUUCGGUAUAGCCGUGCUGGUUUAUAUGGCUCCAGAGUCUAAUCAACGAGAGGAGCAGGAGAAGAUGCUGUCACUGUUUCACAGUCUCUUUAACCCAGUGCUGAACCCCAUCAUCUACAGCCUGCGGAACACGCAGGUGCAGGGUGCCUUCCACCGGGUUUUGAGGAAGAGCACCACAGGAGGCACAGGUGGAUAGAAUGUUGGCUCAGAAGCGCCCUCCUCCAAAACACACGGAUUGCUGAAGCUCAGGAAAAUUGCUGAUUAGAAGCCUGCUGUAUAAAUGGUUAUUGCACAGAGUUU
Molecule: messenger RNA, 701 nt
Organism: Fukomys damarensis (Damara mole-rat)
Lineage: Eukaryota; Metazoa; Chordata; Mammalia; Rodentia; Bathyergidae
Product: olfactory receptor 2A2
Exons: 1
Coding region: 1-597 (198 amino acids)
Biological process (GO): G protein-coupled receptor signaling pathway
Cellular component (GO): membrane
Molecular function (GO): olfactory receptor activity
Source: RefSeq, a predicted model, not a curated record